Molecule: messenger RNA, 900 nt
Organism: Capronia coronata CBS 617.96
Lineage: Eukaryota; Fungi; Ascomycota; Eurotiomycetes; Chaetothyriales; Herpotrichiellaceae
Product: STE/STE20 protein kinase
Exons: 3
Coding region: 1-900 (299 amino acids)
Biological process (GO): intracellular signal transduction; protein phosphorylation
Cellular component (GO): cytoplasm; nucleus
Molecular function (GO): MAP kinase activity; ATP binding
Source: RefSeq, a predicted model, not a curated record
AUGGAUGGCAACGUAAGUCAGUUAACCUCGAGCACGGCUGCAAGUAACACGCGAUAUUUCAGAACGCAAAGCAGAGAGAGCGUGAUAAUCAAGAGCGUCAAUCACUGGCGCCUACAGAACGAACGAGAUGUCUUGCUACGAUUCCAACAGCGGACGCCAUUCCUACGACCAUUACUCGAUGAGGUUCGAGAUGCAUCAGCUUUUCAGGCGAAUGUCCUGAGAUAUCUCGAUGACGACCUGUUGAACGCGUCAAACACCAAGCGGCUGACAUCUUUCGAGGUCAAAUACGUUGCCAAGAGGAUCUUGGGGGGACUGAAGGUAUUGCAUAACGACGGAUUCGUCCACACCGAUAUCAAACCCAGCAACGUCUUAUUCAACUAUAAAGACGGGUCGAAUCGAUUCGGAGAUGUCCAGCUUGCCGAUUUCGAAAGCGCGGUUCACAAAGAUACAUCUCACGCCCAGAAUGGCGAACCGAUCGGGACCCCAAUGUUCAGGAGUCCUGAAGCACAUUUGCAGAUGAGAUGGGAUACCGCGACCGAUAUUUGGUCUUUUGGUGCAUUGCUCAUCAGUCUUCUCUACGGCGAGGGAUUCCAUAUCUUCAAACCGAAUGUCCCCCCUGAACAUGAUGACUACGACUACGAAAUCCUUUUGAAAUACAACCGGAUAUUUGGGCCGUUUCCAGUAUCAUAUGAGGAGAUCGCAGAUCAAGAUCGACUGGCAGUCCUUGUAUUCCUUACACAAAACAGUCCGCCGGAGACUCUGAAACCCUUUAAUCUCACGACUGCACGAGAGAUCUGCGAGGAAGAUAAAGAAUUCGUGCUCAAGAUCAUGAAACUCGAUCCCAGAGAUCGACCAACGGCGAGUGAACUCCUGGAGGAUCAAUGGUUUCGAGAUGAAUGA